GGUGAUGUAAUUUUUUUUCAAUGAAGUAUUUAGAAAACCAUUAUUUAAGUUGUAAAUAGAACAAAUUUGCAAGUUUUCAAAUAUAUGGUUAGGGCUAGGGUUUUAUAUCUAUGUCCCACAGGCAAUAUGUUGGUGUGGUUGUUGAGGUGGGGGGAAGGGUAUUGGGUGGUGAGUUUUGGGAAAGGAGUGGUUGGAGCUUUUUAGCCCCAAAAAAAAUCAAGGAAGUUUUCAGUUGAGCAUCUGUCUUCUGCAGAGGAAACUUGCAGAAUAAUGUUUAGGGUUGUUUUGGUCAUUAGAUGUGAAGCACACAAUAAUGGCCAGACUAUGUUUGUACAAUUGGAGGAUAUUUCUCAUAAUGAAGGAAGUCUCCAAGGUCAGGAUCUACAAUACCCGGAGAAGUUACAUCACUAAGCCAUAGCUGCACCAGCCUGCUCUCUUCCCCUGCUUCACCCCCCACCUUUUAUUUUUGCACACUCUUUCUCAGCAUAAGUGUUGCACGCAUCUCUUGCAAGAAUACCAUGGUUUUGACUUGGGCUUGUGUCUACUGUGUUAUUUAGUUAUUAAAUACACCCCACCUUCAAAAACGAAACCUGAAUGUUUUUUUUAAAGUUUCAUUAUAGACUUCUAAUAUCCUGUACAUUCCCAAACUCCAUUUGUCUAGCUUCUGGUUUUGCAAUGAGAAUUACAUUGUACUGUGAUGAUGGCAGCAGCAGCAGCACCACCUGGAUGUAGUCUGGCCCUAUGCAUUUUAGUUACCUCCUACCUGCCGUGUGAAGGCAGUAGGCAUGACAGGCUCACACCUUUGUGUUGAGCUGUGUCUGAAGAAAAAGGUUCUGGGCUAUUGUAGAAAAAUUUGCAAGAGGGAAAAGAGAAAAGGCUAGAUCUUAAUUUUUAUAGUGCACUUUGUAUCUCCGUUUACUAUGGAAAUUAAUAUUACUGGUACAUGAAACACCAUCUGGAAACCUUGGAUACAAUCUCUUUCUUGGCAUUUUUCUUUUUGUGUGUGUUUCUAUACAUGAUAUUUCAGUGCAAGGACUCUUUUAUAAUCCUGCUUUUUUUUUAAAGCAGUAUUUUUCAUGAGUGUUCACUUGGUUUAGUUGUUACCAAACCAUUUACUAACUAACUGUUAAUAUAAAUUCAGCUUGUCUUAUAAUGGAAAGAACAAGGACACUCCUAAGAAGCUUACCUGUUCCUUUUAUUUGUUUUCCAACCUCCUGGUGUAGUUUUCUGUUGUUCCAUCAACAGGAUAGCAAAAUGAGAGGUUGCUCUACAUACUUCUCAUUGCUGUAGACCUUCUUCUGUUUGUACCCAAAACUCUGACUCAGUGCUGUUAAGUCAGCCAAGUCUUUCCCUGGCUUCAGGUUGUUCUGAAUCAGCCUAUAAACCUAAAAUUCAAAGCUGCUUCUAACAAAGAAAACAAAACAUUUUUCCUUCAGUUUCUAACAGUACUUGUGUUGUGGUUUAAGCCUGUUGUUCACACCUAAUCAUGUUCACCAGUGAUUAUUCCAGGCAUCAUAUGUUUGUGUGAAAUCACCUAGUAUUCAAUAUUUCCUUCAUUGCAUUUGGUUCAUCUUCAAUUAAUGCAUUUUUAAAGGGCGGUGGUGUUCUGCCAUCCCUGCUCUCUCACUCUGCAAUUGGGAAUGGUGGUUAGGAAGGGUUGUAAACGUCAUCUAGGUAGUUAGGUAAUCCCUGGUAUUUAAGGAGGUGAGAAUAAACACUGAUCUUCUUUUAGGUGUGGACAGGUGUGAGAUAGGUUGAAUCGGAGAAGUUGAAGGAAGAUUUUUAAAGUUGAAAAUAUGUCUUUUGGAAAGUGUGCUAGAUGUGUUGGUUAUAAGUUGCUCAUCCUUGCCCUCCUCUGCAUUGUGGCCAACAUUUUACUUUAUUUUCCCAAUGGUGAAACAAGGUUUGCUUCAGAGCAUCACCUCAGCAAGUAUGUGGAGUGCCUUCAUGGCAUUCUAGGUGGAGGCUUUCUGGUACUCGUUCCAGCUGCAGUGUUAAUUGGGCUCCACAAUGAAGACUGCUGUGGGUGCUUUGGCCAUGAGGGCUGUGGAAAGAGCUGUGCGAUGCUGUCCUCGGUUCUGGCAGCCUUUGUUGGGAUCCUUGGCUCUGGAUACUGUAUAAUCAUUUCAGCACUGGGCUUGUCUCAAGGACCAUAUUGUCUUACCCACCUAGAAAGAAACUGGAUCUAUCCUUUCACUGAUUCCUCUGGAGGGUACUUGUUUGAGUAUAACAAGUGGUCUGAAUGCCAGGAGCCUCAAAACAUCGUGCAGUGGAACAUCACUCUCUUUUCCAUCCUCCUUGUUUUGGGAGGAAUAGAAUUCAUUCUGUGCUUCAUACAGAUAAUCAAUGGCAUUCUUGGAGGACUGUAUGGAUUGUGCUGCAGUCAUGAGGAGGUAAGGAGUUUGCAGAUAUACCCGUGCUUCUCAGAUGAACAUGUAGCUUGUUACUUUAGCUUGUUACUUAAACUACUGAGGAGUUUUACUCAGCUGUUACUUUAUAGGUAUUCUUAAGCAACAAUUCCCUACACAGGUGUUUCUAUAGCCCGGUCGUGGUUAGAAUUUUCAUGUACUUUGAUCACAUGCUUUCAGCUGAUUCCUCAAUGGCCACAGUGAUGUUAAUCUGCCUGAGAGCUAGGAGCUAGAGGGCUUUUGUCUGUCUGAUGACACAUGUGAUCAUCAUUGCACUGCAUAGGUGAUAUGGCUGAGAUAUGGAUCUCCUGGUGAUUGAGAUCUUUGCCUAAACCAUUGUUGCAUAGCGUGGUGCUUGUUCUACCUAUAUUGUGUUAGCCUUGGCUUUUGUCCAUAGCAGCUCAUAAGCUACUGACAAUAUGCUGCAUAUAAUGAAAACUGCAGCAUCCUGGCCUUGCAAAGUGGAAGUAAGAUGAGAGAAAGCUAUAUGCAAUUUAAUUCUAACAAAAUCUGCAGACAGAUCUGGAAGGUUUUUGAAGGCGGAAUUUUUUUUGAGUGAGGAAAGGAAAUUUUCUAAAAAUUUCUUUAAAGCCAUGUAAAACAGUUUGGACAUAUUCCAAAAUCAGUAUCAGAGGGCUAGUGUUGGAAAAACUAUGGCUUAAAGUAUGAACCAGAUAUAAUUUGUAUCACACACUAUAGGUAAGCAUGCAUUUCACAUUUUUAAUUGACAGAGUUGAGUGCUCUUUCAAAGCUAUUGCUGUUUUCUUCCUCCUGUCUUCCUUGCUCUAACUCCAGUAUAGAAGAGCUAUGCUAUGAUUUUCUAAAUGUGCUCAGGUUAACUUUUGUAUUGUUAGUUGGAUACAAUAUUAACAUUCUUUCCAUUAAUAUGUUUCUUUCUUUUUGUUUCUCUCUGCAGACAUAUGUUUGCUAGAAACCUGACAAUGUGUUGACAUCAGUGCAUGUGUGUGCUGUAAUGAAUAUGCUGUGGGUUUUUUUUGAACAUUCCAGGCAAACUUAAAUACAUGUUGUUGUCAAACUGUGCUGUUGCCAUGAAUUUAACUGACUUGGGGCCUUUGUUUUUGGAGUCAUAUGCAGGUUUUCCACUAACCUGCCUGAACUGAAAGGCAAAAUGUAUCCUUCAUAUCUUUGGUUCAUUUCAUCUUGGUACAGGCAACUGCCUUAAUACACGUCACUAAAGUGGUUUUAUUUAUUUUUCUCUUUCUACUGACACAACAGCUCUGUACUUUGUCCUGUUUUCCCAGUAAAGUUGCUCUUUCAUUGAGAUCUUGGAAUGAACACAAACCAAGUCCAGACUGGCCUGGAUAAAAGGUUUUGGUCACCUGGACCAAAACCAAAGCAGCUGUAAAAUGUGGAUGAUUGAGGGCUUUUCAGGAUUUUUCUGAUCUUCCCCUGUAUUUCACAAAUAAAGAUUUGUAUUAAAAAUACCCAGGAGGUGUCAGUGGUUCCUUCCCUGCCCAUGCUGAAACACUGCUUGCCUGGUCUUGGAGUAAAGGACAGUGGUGGCAUGAGAAUAUGGAUUUAAUGCAGUCAGGUUGUAAGCUGUUUUUCUUCUCCAGCAGGCUCUGCCAGAGUGGGAACUGCUUCCUUGCUUGGUUUGGUUCAUUUAACUGAAACAGGUGUUUGUUCAUCAAUAAGGGUUCAACGACAGCUCUGGGUCAGGUACAAGAGCACACAUGGAGACUUUAGUCCUGGGUCAGGGCUGGCAGUUCCCAGCCAGGGAGCUGAGGAGGUCCCUGCACAUCUGAGCCCAGCUUACCUCCUCCUGCCCUCUUAAGGGAGGGAUCAACUCCUGAUUGAUCCACUACAGGCCUGAGAUAAAACAAGAUGUGGGCAUGAGUCUUGUUUUUUGCCUCAGCAACCCUCAGGCCUCACAGCAUUCAAGGAAUACAGUCCAAAUUCAGGUCCAUAAAGACAGAUUAAACUGAAAUACCUGACUUUACCAGUUAUCAGCCUGAAGAUGUUACUGUAAGGUCCUGGGUAAGAACCUCUGAAGUGUAGCUUGUUGCACACUAGAGUGAAUGUUUCAUCACAGGUACAUCUGAAUAAUGUGCUAUCAACAGCAUUGCUGCUGGCAAUGGCAUUUUUCAAGUGAAAACCAAAAUGUGACAUGCUCUUUAUCUCAAAGGAAUGAGGCUCAGUUUUGGAUUUUAGCUGUUCAUAUUUGUCUUUGAAAACAAGCAAGUUAGUUUCUCUUCAUGGGAGAAAAAGAAGUUCCAAUGGGUGUCAGUGCAUCCUUAGGCUAUUUGUAACUAAGAGGGUUGUCCUUAAAUAUAGCCAGAAACUUCAGGUGUAUCUCAGGCUGUCUGCACAUUUAAGUCUGCCCUGUACAAAUACAUACCUGAAAAAAAGAAGUGAACUGUGAAAACAAAAUUGUCUAUGUAUAGCUACACCAGCAAAAGAAUUCUCAGAUGAAAAGAGUUUGUACCUAGAAUCUCAGGAUUCCUGAAUUUUGCAAGAAUAUUUAUUCAUGCCUAAAUACAUAGAAGUAAUUGAGAGACUUUAAUGCAAUUUAAUGCCAUUUAAUGACAUUUCUUUGUAGUAUCUAUCCCUGUCCUGCCUUGGUAUGGGGGGGCGGUGGGGGGGGAAAGAAGGAGAAUGUGUGCAUGCACAUAUGUGUACACACUAAAUUCCUUGCAGCUGUGUGAUGCAGUGUCUUUGUGUGUGAAGAUACAGUUUUGGAAAAAAUAUCUGCAAGUUUAAAUGGGUGUGGAAUGAGAGAAAGUGGAAGAGAAAGUCCUCAAUGGAAUAAUGUACAGUUACCAUGCGACUUAAGGGUUUUUGCCUUUAUUCUUGCAUAAUGGUUAUUUGUUUUUCUGGUACACACAAUUACUUAAAGAACUGAAACAACUUUACUAUAUAUAGAAUUCCAAUGUAUAGAAUGAGUAGGCUAGGGUUUAGACUUGAAACUUCAGCACAAAUGCAUGCAGCAGCAAUAGAGUCCUGUAGCCCUAAUGCACAGUAUUACUGCUCACUAUUUAUAUUGUCAUGUAAAAAACGGCCAGCUGGAUUAUUUUGUUGUCUGGUGCAUGAGACAGUGUUUUGAGAGAUUUAUCAGUUACAUUAUGAAGAAGUGAUCGGUUUAGGUUGUAUUCAUAUCAGCUGGCAGAGAAGUCAGAGUAAACAUGACUUUUCGGUAACAGGCUUGGAAUCAGUUCAUGAAUAAUGAUACCAAUGGAAAAGCAAUGCUUGCAACACUGCUUGAUGCUUGAGAAACUGGCUUACAGGUUUGUUUAAUUCUUAGUAUAAAGUAGUUGUUUCCUGUUCUAGUGGCAUUGUGUGCCAAAAAAUAACCACACUGUAAAUUGGUAUUUGCAGAGCUCAGUUUAAAAACAGAGUCAUGAAGCAGACUGCUGUACUGCAGAGCAAAUGCUGCUUCAGUCAUAAUUUCUCAAGUUAGUUUCUUCUAAUCAGAACAAGUUAGAAUGGAAAUUACAUCAAAUUUGAUUAUAAAAUAAGAUGCUUGCUACUAAUUUUGGCCUUUGCUUUUAAGAAAAUAUUUCAGCCAAUUAUAUGAUCUUUGAGUUUUGUACCAAAAAAAAAAAAUCAGUCAUGGGGAUUGGAUGCGUG
Messenger RNA from Lonchura striata (white-rumped munia), 5996 nucleotides. It is a transcript of the gene TM4SF1, whose product is annotated as transmembrane 4 L six family member 1. NCBI's taxonomy places the organism in Eukaryota, Metazoa, Chordata, Aves, Passeriformes, Estrildidae. The record is from RefSeq and is a predicted model, not a curated record. Gene Ontology annotation, cellular component: membrane.